Episyrphus balteatus (marmalade hoverfly) is the source of this 1089-nucleotide messenger RNA. RefSeq names its product 39S ribosomal protein L28, mitochondrial (gene mRpL28). NCBI's taxonomy places the organism in Eukaryota, Metazoa, Arthropoda, Insecta, Diptera, Syrphidae. Gene Ontology annotation, cellular component: mitochondrial large ribosomal subunit. The transcript is spliced from 5 exons. Bases 160 to 1032 code for a protein of 290 amino acids. The record is from RefSeq and is a predicted model, not a curated record. Gene Ontology annotation, molecular function: structural constituent of ribosome.
GAUUUUCUACUGUCAGUACUCAGACGUCAGAGUGAUUUCUUGAAUUUAUAAAUUUUGUGAAUUUAUUUUUUAUCAGAAAAGAUAUAUUUUUUGUCUUUUUAAAAAUUACAAAAUAAAUUAAAAAGUCGUGAAUUAAAUACUAAUCCAAUCAUAUAAAUCAUGGCACAUGCCACAUCUCAGGGACCGAAGCUCCUUCAUGGCUUCAAGCGACCAACACGUUUCGAGAAAGGUCUUGGCGCUGAACUUCCCGAAGCCUAUAAGAAGUUCUGGCGCGAAUGGAAAUUAACAAAACCCGCCGCCGUUCAUUAUAUCCCCAAAGAAGGCGAAUGGGAGCGUGACGAUAUAACUGGUGAAAUCAAACCUAUCCAAGAUCAAGCACUGCCAUUGAUUGAUGUACCCGAGGCCAAUGAGGGUAUUUGGGGUGGAGAGGCUAUUGUCAAAGGCUUCCAAAAACGCAAUCCACACAAGAGGAGGGUUCCACAUUUCUGGGUGCCGGUUCUCAAAAGGUCUGUUGUGCACUCUCAGGUAUUGGACCAGUAUAUAUCGACUGUGGUGACUGAAAGGACAUUGAAUUUAAUCCAUGAAUGUCAAGGAUUCGAUCAUUAUCUGUUGAAGAAUCCUGCUUGUGAUUUGCGAUCCACUCUGGCUUUCAAGUUGAAAAGAAAAAUUCUGGUAGCCCUUCUAAAUGGUUGUCCAGACUUAAGUGGAAAUCCAGCUGAACAAAAGAGAAUUCUGAAUGAAUACAAAAAAUAUCUAGAAGCGUACACUCCUGAAGAAAUUGACUGGUAUGGUUUGACUUACCAAGAAGCUCUUAGAAAACUACAGGCUCAAAUUCGAGCUGAGAAUCCAAUUGUACCACAUAAAGUCGAGUUUCGUCUUAAAUUAAUUGAACAACUUAAGAAUGCUGGAAUUAAGGAAGCUGGUGGCGUUGAAGAGGGCAAAGGAGAUGAGACAGAAGCAUUGCAAUUAGACUCACCAUCUACAAAUUGGCUAUCGAAAAUUAAUCCUUUUGGAAAGAAACAAGAAACUUAGUUUAUGAUCUUUCAUUUUCAAAUAAAUUUGCUAGUCGCAAGCCAAUAUGGGAAAUUA